AUGAACUAUACCUGCUCUAAACAGACUUUCCUAUCCAGCAAGAUCACUCCAUGCUGUGCACUGCCAGUGCCAUUCAGAGGAGAAUGUGUUAUCAACUCUGAAAAUGACAAUAAACCUCAUCUUUCAUCCCUGCAACUCAGCAUGUUUACAGAGGAUCGAUUUGUAUGCAAACAGUUCUCUGACAAGCAAGACGAUUUCCUACAAGAGUUUCUUUAUGAAUAUUCAAGAAGACAUCCAGAGUUGGCAGUUCCAGUGAUUUUAAGAGUGGAUUCAGUAUAUCAAAAGUUAUUGGGAAAAUGCUGUAAAUUAGAAAAUCCUCUGGAAUGCUAUAGCCAUGGGAAUGAGAUGUUCCAAAGAGUGGUUCAUGAAAGCCACGAGCGUGUUAAAAAUCAUUGUGAUUUGCUGGAGCAAUUAGGAGACAGUAACUUCCACGACAGGCUCCUGGUCCUUUAUGCUAAGAAAGCCCCACAACUAUUUGCUCAAGAGUUGGUCAUGUUCACAAAGAACAUGGCGGCUGCCGCCACCAAAUGUUGCCCUCUGAGUGAUGAACAGCAGUUUGCCUGCAUGGAGGAUGCGGCUAAGCUAAUUCUUGGAGCUUUGUGCAGAAGACAUGAGACACAACCUAUCAAUGCUGGUGUGGGUCACUGUUGUGAUGAUUCCUAUGCCUUCAGAAAGCUAUGCUUUGAUGAUCUUCAAGUUGAUGGAACUUAUAUUUCUCUACAUUUAUCCUGUGACCAAAUUAUCAGCCUUAAAGAGGACUUGUGCAAAGCUCAAGAGGAGGAAAUACAAACUGAAAAGCAAAAGCUCCUCAGCAACCUUGUGAAGCAGAGACCAUAUGCAGCAGAGAUGCAGUUCCAGCCAAUUAUUGCAGAUUUUACUCAGCUGGUGAAGAUGUGCUGCCAAGCAGAAAAACGUGAAACAUGUUUCCAAGAAGAGGCAUCCAAACUGAUAGAAAAGUGCCAAUCUCUCUUGGGAGGCUAA
Pipistrellus nathusii (Nathusius's pipistrelle) is the source of this 981-nucleotide messenger RNA. The record is from the annotation of a GenBank genome assembly. NCBI's taxonomy places the organism in Eukaryota, Metazoa, Chordata, Mammalia, Chiroptera, Vespertilionidae.